Messenger RNA from Aureococcus anophagefferens, 885 nucleotides. RefSeq lists its product as hypothetical. The transcript is spliced from 2 exons. Gene Ontology annotation, cellular component: cytoplasm. Bases 1 to 885 code for a protein of 294 amino acids. NCBI's taxonomy places the organism in Eukaryota, Pelagophyceae, Pelagomonadales, Pelagomonadaceae. The record is from RefSeq and is a predicted model, not a curated record.
AUGGGCGAGUCCAUGGACAUCGUCCGGGCCAUCGACGACCGCUACGGCGACGGCCCCCGGCUCUACGGGCCGCCGGACGCGCAAAAAUUGGUGGCCGCGUUCCGCGACUGCUUCCCGCGCCAGACGCGGCCGUCGUCGCGCGCGGCGUUCCUCUUCCGGUCGUCGGGCGCGCCCGUGUUCCGCGCGGCAUUCGAGGAGACGCUGGAGAAGACGGACGCGCUGCUCGAGGAGCGCGGCGGGCCCUUCUUCGCCGGCGCGGACCUGUCGGCGGCGGACGUCGCGUGGGCGCCGUUCCUCGAGCGCUACGCGGCGCAGCUGCCGCUCCUGCACGACGGCCUGCGGCCGCGCGACGCGUCGAAAUACCCGUCGCUGGCGCGGUGGUACGACGCCCUCGAGGAGCGCGUGCCGGCCUACUGCUGCCGCGUGCGGGGCGACGCGGCGAGCUGGGCCAAGGUCCUCGAUCAGGCGGGCUUCGGGAACGCCGGCGGCGUGCCCGAGCUCCUGUCGUCGGGGAGCGCCUUCGACGACGAGAUCGCGACGCGCGGCGCGGCGAUCUGGGACGACUACGCGGCGACGCGGGACUACGUCGCGUCGACGCCCGCGCGCGAGGCGGCCGCCGCCGUCGUCCGCAACCGGGACGCGCUCGUCGCGGACGCGGCGCGCUUCGGCGUCGACGACGCGGAGGGCGGCCUGCUGGCCGUCGCCGCGGCGCUCCACGAGGGCGCGGCGCUCGGCGACGACGCCGCGGGGCGGCGCGUCGCGGCCUACCUCGACGACCGCCUCUGCGUGCCGCGGGACAUGGGCGCGCCGGCCGCCGCGGCGAUCCGCGCGCUCCUAGACUAUAAUAGCGCACGCUGCGCCUUCCCUGUAAUUCGCAACUCGUAG